AUGGCGGACCUAGAGAAGGGCGGAAGCCCAGCGGUGGAUACACCAGCACCAGCACGGCCACAAGCCGAGGACAACGAGAAACAAGCGAUAGCGCCAGCGUCGUCGUCGUCCUCGUCGGCGGACUCCUCCUUGCAACGGCUGGACUCGCACAUCCAGGUCAAGAAGUCCGAGGGCCAGCAGGAAGACGAGCUCUCGCACCUGCCGGAAAACGAGCGCGAAAUCAUCCGCAGACAGAUCGACGUCCCUGUCGUCGACCUGUCGUACUGGAGUCUGUUUAGGUUUUCUAGCACUAAUGAUCUGAUAUUUAUUGCCAUCGGAUGUGUCACCGCCGUCAUCGGUGGUGCCAUCCUUCCUACUAUGACUAUUCUGUUUGGACAGUUGGCACAGACGUUUCAGGACUUUGCCCUGGGAAAGAUUACGAGCGGCUUCAUGCAGAGCGAGAUCAAUCGGUUUACCCUGUACUUUCUUUACUUGGGCAUCGGCGAGUUCGUGAUGGUGUACAUCUGCACGGUCUCCUUCAUCUACACGGGCGAGCACAUCGCGUCCAAGGUGCGGGAGUCGUACCUGAAGGCGAUCCUGCGGCAAAACAUUGGCUUCUUCGACAAGCUCGGAGCCGGCGAGAUCACCACGCGCAUCACGGCGGACACCAACGUGGUGCAGGAGGGAAUCUCGGAGAAGAUCGGACUCACCCUGACCGCCCUGGCCACUUUCGUCGCUGCCUUCGUCAUCGCUUUCAUCAAGUCAUGGAAACUGACUCUGAUCCUUAUGUCCACCGUCGUGGCUAUUGUAAUGAUCACCGGUGGUGCUUCGGGAUUCAUGAUCAAGUUCUCGAAGAAUUCGCUCAAUUCGUAUGCUGAAGGAGGCACGGUUGCGGAGGAGGUCCUAUCCUCUAUCCGUAACGCUCAGGCCUUCAAUACCCAGGAUAAGCUCGCUAGGCAGUACGACGGAUACCUGGCCGUUGCCGAGGGUUGGGGAUUCAAGCAACGUGCGCUGAUGGGCGCUAUGAUCGGUGGAAUGAUGUGUGUUGUUUACCUCAACUAUGGCCUCGCAUUCUGGCAAGGCUCUCGGUUUUUGGUCAGUGGCGACGCCAAUCUUAGUGCGAUUUUAACCGUCCUGCUCGCUGUCAUGAUCGGUGCAUUUUCCCUGGGCAAUGUUGCGCCUAACAUCCAAGCAUUCACCACCGCCGUCUCUGCCGCCGCCAAGAUCUACAACACCAUUGACCGUGUUUCCCCGCUGAACCCCGAUUCUGAGGAAGGAGACAAGCUCGAGCAUGUCGAGGGUACCAUCGAGCUCCGGGGCGUCAAGCAUAUCUAUCCUAGCCGACCCUCUGUCGAGGUCAUCAACAACAUGAACCUCUUGAUCCCCGCUGGAAAGGUUACCGCACUCGUCGGAGCGUCCGGAUCCGGAAAAUCGACCAUCGUGGGAUUGGUCGAGCGUUUCUACACUCCUGUCGCUGGCCAGGUCUUCCUUGACGGCCACGAUGUCAGCACCUUGAACCUGCGCUGGUUGAGAGAGCAGAUCUCGCUCGUGUCUCAGGAGCCCGUUCUGUUCGGAACCACCAUCUACGGAAACGUCUGCCACGGUCUGAUCGGAACCAAGCACGAGAAUGCAUCCGAAGAGGCCAAACGCGAUCUCGUGGUCAAGGCUUGCAUCAUGAGUAACGCGGACGGCUUCAUUCGGUCCCUUCCCGAGGGAUACGAGACCAACGUUGGAGAGCGAGGAUUCUUGAUGAGCGGUGGACAGAAGCAGAGAAUUGCCAUUGCCCGUGCGAUUGUUAGCGACCCGAAGAUCCUGCUCUUGGACGAGGCCACCUCCGCGUUGGAUACCCGAUCCGAGGGUGUUGUCCAGGCUGCUCUUGAUGCCGCCGCCCAGGGAAGAACUACCAUCGUGAUCGCUCACCGUCUCAGUACCAUCAAAUCCGCACACAACAUCGUCGUCAUGACUGCAGGUCGUAUCGUCGAACAGGGAAGGCACGACGAACUUUUGGAGAAGAGGGGCGCAUAUUUCCAGCUGGUCGAGGCCCAACGCAUCGCCGCCUCCAGCGAGAACACGCUCACCGAAACCACCGACGAUGAUGAGGAACUCAAGCUCAAGGUCACUCGCAGCCGUGCUUCCGGACGCGGAAUGGUCCCAAUCGAUCCCGACGAUGAGGCCAUCCACGACAAGCUCAACCGCACCACAACCACCAAGUCUAAGUCGUCCGUGGCUCUUGAGAACAGGUCCCAGGACGACAAGACCGAGUACCCGUUCUGGACUUUGGUCAAGAUGACAGCUGGAUUCAACAAAUCAGAGAAGGGCUACAUGCUUGUCGGACUCGGAAUGUCCGUCAUCUGUGGUGGAGGAUACCCGACCCAGGCAGUCAUCUUCGCUAAGGCUAUCACGGCUCUGUCCAGACCCCCGUCCGAGUUCGAUCAGGUCCGCAAGGAUGCAAACUUCUGGUCCGGAAUGUACCUCAUGCUUGCGUUCGUGCAGUUGAUUGCAUACAUGGGCCAAGGCUACUGCUUUGCUUUGUGCGCCGAGAAGUUGGUGCACCGAGUCAGGGACCAGGCGUUCAGGACCAUGCUCCGACAGGACAUUGCUUUCUUCGAUAAGGAGGAGAACAGCACUGGUGCUCUGACUAGUUUCCUGAGCACAGAGGCUACUCAUCUUGCCGGCAUGUCUGGUGUCACCCUCGGCACAAUCCUCGCGGUCAUCACGACUCUCGUUUCGGCUAUGGUUGUGGGUCUCGCUAUCGGAUGGAAGCUGGCUUUGGUUUGCACGGCGACCAUUCCGAUCCUGCUCGCUUGUGGAUUCCUCCGAUUCUGGAUGCUUGCCCAGUUCCAGCGCCGCUCGAAAGCCGCCUACGAGAAAUCCGCCAGUUACGCCUGCGAGGCCACCGCCGCCAUCAGGACUGUGGCUAGUUUGGCCCGCGAGCGUGAUGUCUGGAACACCUACCACGGCCAACUCACGGAACAGGCCAAAGUUAGUCUCAUCAGCAUCCUCAAGAGCAGCAGCCUCUAUGCCGCCUCGCAGUCUCUCAUGUUCCUCUGCAUGGCCCUCGGCUUUUGGUACGGAGGUAGCUUGAUCCGCUCCGGCGAGUACGACAUGAUGAAGUUCUUCCUGGUCUUCACCGCCAUCAUCUUCGGUGCGCAGUCUGCUGGAACCGUCAUCUCCUUCACCCAGGACGCUGCCAAGUCCCGCCAGGCUGCCAACAAUCUCAAGAUCCUCUUCGACCGCAAGCCGGAGAUCGACUCGUGGAGCUCCGAGGGAGAGGCCGUGCCCGAGAUGGAAGGCGCCAUCGAGUUCCGCGACGUGCACUUCCGCUACCCCACGCGUCCCGAGCAGCCCGUUCUCCGCGGCCUCGACCUGACCGUCAAGCCCGGGCAAUACGUAGCGCUCGUCGGGCCGUCCGGCUGCGGCAAAUCCACGACCAUCUCACUGAUCGAGCGCUUCUACAACCCGCUCGCGGGUGGCGUCUUCGUCGACGGCAAGGAGAUCUCGACGCUCCGGCUCAACGAGUACCGCAGCCACAUCGCGCUCGUCUCGCAGGAACCCACGCUGUACCAGGGCACCAUCAAGGAAAACAUCCUCCUCGGCGGCGACCGCAAGAACGUCUCGGACGCCGAGGUCGAGAAGGCCUGCAAAGACGCCAAUAUCUACGACUUCAUCAUGUCCCUCCCCGAGGGCUUCAAUACCCUCUGUGGCUCCAAGGGCGCCCUGCUCUCCGGCGGUCAGAAACAGCGUAUCGCGAUCGCCCGCGCGCUCAUCAGGAACCCCAAGGUCCUCCUCCUCGAUGAGGCUACCUCCGCGCUUGAUUCGGAGAGCGAGAAGGUUGUCCAGGCGGCUCUGGAUGCUGCGGCGAAGGGACGGACCACGGUCGCGGUGGCUCAUAGGCUGUCGACGAUCCAGAAGGCGGACGUCAUCUAUGUGUUCGACGGUGGACGCGUGGUCGAGAGCGGUACGCACUUUGAACUGCUCGCGCUCAAGAAGAAGUACUACGAGCUCGUCAAGAUGCAGAGUCUUGAGAAGACGGCAUAG
This is a messenger RNA of Tricharina praecox, 4017 nucleotides long. RefSeq names its product ABC transporter. Gene Ontology annotation, cellular component: membrane. The coding region runs from base 1 to 4017 and encodes 1338 amino acids. Gene Ontology annotation, biological process: transmembrane transport. The transcript has 4 exons. Gene Ontology annotation, molecular function: ABC-type transporter activity; ATP binding; ATP hydrolysis activity. The record is from RefSeq and is a predicted model, not a curated record. Lineage: Eukaryota; Fungi; Ascomycota; Pezizomycetes; Pezizales; Pyronemataceae.